AUGGAUGGUAAGAAGCCCAAGAAUCUUUUGAAACACCUGCAUUUUCUUUGGCCUAAAUCGGGGAAGAAUACUGCUACCAGCCAUGAUGAUAUUACUUCAGAUUCAAGUGUUAACCAUGACCUAGAUUUGCACACUCAAAGACCAUCACAACAACUACCACAGCAGCGACCGCAACUACAACAGGCAUCUCUUCACAGUGAAAUAAUAGCUAGUGAAACAGACUCGUCUGUAUCCGUGUGUCAGUCUCCUAUUAGCAAUCUGUCACUGACGAGGGAAAACUCUCUGUCAGUCUACUCACCAAAUGGAAGCGAAUCGGAUCAAUUUCGUUAUUUGAGCGGUGAUUCCAAUAGAAACAACGGCAAUGCAUCACAGAACACACUUCUCUGUGAAAAUAUAACACCUGCAGCCCCAAUAUUAAUGCGACAUGGAAGUAUAAAAAGGCGAGACAGAAUUUCAAAAUCGAAUGAUCAAAGAACUAAGCUGAGACGUACGCAUUCGAUGUUUGCCAAUACCAAUGAGGUGAAGACCGUCACUCCAGACAUCGUACCUACAUAUAACUCUUGUCUUGAGGAGUCAAAGAUACCGAUCCACUACGAUGACAAUAGUAACGACAAUCUACCUCGGGUUUCAGUGGAAACUUUAGUGAAGAUCAUGGAUAAAGAAUACAAAGGUUUCUAUGGAAGCAUAUACAUUAUUGACUGUCGUUUUGAAUACGAGUUUCUAGGUGGACACAUAAAGGAUGCCGUUAAUAUAUCAAAACAGAAACAACUUGAGGAAGAGUUUAUUCACAAAAGGCAUGUUAGAUGCAAAGACACCAAGAAACCGCCUUUAAUCAUAUUCCAUUGCGAAUUCAGUUCUUAUAGAGGACCAAUAUUAGCAUCUCAUCUACGGACCUGCGACCGAAUCCUGAAUCACGAUAACUAUCCCAAAUUGCAUUUCCCAGAUGUCGUAAUUCUUGACGGGGGGUUCAAGACCUUUUAUGAGAAGUACCCGAACAAGUGUGAGGGAUCCUAUGUUUGCAUGCAGUCGAAGAACCACGAGGAAGAAUUAAGCGAAUUCAAACGGGACAGUAAGAAAGUGAUGACCCGUGCGAAUUCGACACAGAUUCUACUGUUGAAGAACAACAGUUUAAGGAAUUGUGCGUUCCAGACCAACUAUUACCAAAAUGACGUGAGGAACCACCCUUACAGGCGAGAAAAUUAUACCGCUUAUGAUAAUGAAAAUAAUAACGAUUAUGAGGAACAAAACAUUUCUAAUUUCAGCAUUAGCAUACCACCAAAACUGUCUUUGGACAAGUAUGGCGAGUUAUCGCCAUCGCACAGAUCAAGCUCAUCCAAAAGCAGCAGUCUCUGUUCGAGCAGCAAGUUGCUCUUUUCGAAUGAAGCAGGGACAGGACUGAAACCCAAAUUUUUGGAGAACGAUGAAUCCGACUUUGAUUCAGAUGCGUAUAGUUUCCAGUUUGGCGACGAUGACGAUGACGUGAAGCUAGGUUCUGUGUCGGGCAAGAAACAGUUGCUACCCGACUUAGUCAAUGCAGAUAGGCAUUGA
Molecule: messenger RNA, 1548 nt
Organism: Kluyveromyces marxianus DMKU3-1042
Lineage: Eukaryota; Fungi; Ascomycota; Saccharomycetes; Saccharomycetales; Saccharomycetaceae
Gene: MIH1
Product: putative tyrosine protein phosphatase MIH1
Exons: 1
Coding region: 1-1548 (515 amino acids)
Biological process (GO): positive regulation of G2/MI transition of meiotic cell cycle; positive regulation of G2/M transition of mitotic cell cycle; protein dephosphorylation
Cellular component (GO): cytoplasm; nucleus
Molecular function (GO): protein tyrosine phosphatase activity
Source: RefSeq, a predicted model, not a curated record